This is a messenger RNA of Aspergillus chevalieri, 486 nucleotides long. RefSeq lists its product as uncharacterized. The transcript has a single exon. Bases 1 to 486 code for a protein of 161 amino acids. Lineage: Eukaryota; Fungi; Ascomycota; Eurotiomycetes; Eurotiales; Aspergillaceae. The record is from RefSeq and is a predicted model, not a curated record.
AUGACAGGAAAGAGAUACUGGAACUGGAUUGUGCAAACAGAAAUGGAUUUAACACGUCUUUUCUAUUUUGAAAUGUUUGAUGAUAACGAUUACACGAAUACUUUCACUUGCAACCACUUCAGGAUUCUACCAAAGAACGGCACUACAACUUCAACGCCUUCAUCCAAUACCCCUUCGGCAUCCUCUUCAACAUCCGCCGAAUCUUCAGAUUCAGACAGCGGCACAGAGGUGGGUGUCGGUAUCGGCGUUGGAGUCAGUUGUGCGUUUUUCAUAGCCCUAUCCGCUAUCAUCUGGUAUUUCCGUCGUCGGAAAGCCGCUUCCGCUACUGCUCCUGAUUCUAAUGCGCCAAAUCAACCUCCUGCAUGGUCUCCACCAAGCGAUACACCGGACCCUUCCAAGCAAAUGCCUCCUCCGGUCGAAGUACCCGGUUACUCUGCAGUUGCUGAAGCUCCUAGCGAUCGUGUCAGAUACGAAUUGUCAUCGUGA